AUGCUAACUGUCCGGCUGGUGUCGGGGGAAUUGCUGGCAAAGAUACCCACGCAGGAAUUAAGCACAGUAAAGGCCUUGAAGCAACGUUUGCACGGCCUUUGCGAUGCAGCACGCUUUCGCCAACGGCUGUUGCAUGACGGCAGAUUAUUGGAAGAUGAUGAGAGGUUGGACGGCCCUCUCGAGCUGCAGUUGGUUUUGCUGAAUUUCAUCAGUCCUUCGCGCGAGCAAGUCACAGAGAUCAUGAGUGCAUCCCGGCAUGGUAACGUGUCUGAGCUUGAGGAGAUACUCUGUCGACCACAGGAUCCCAACCACUUCGUUCCUCCCGAACCUGAAAAUGUUGCUGCAAUACCUGAUGACUUCCCGCUGUUUGCGCUUUCGCCUCUGUCGCCUCUUCAGAUGGCAGCCAUUUUUGGCGAGCUUGAUGCUAUGCAUCUCCUCCUUGAGGCUCGUGCAGACAUUGGGCCGGCCCACUGCAGCAUCAAAAGUCUUACUCUUGUCAGUCAGCGUGGCAGUCUUGAUGCCAUGAAGUUGCUGCUCGAGGCCAGAGCGGAUGCAGGAAACGCGCUGUCGACCGCGGCUGGGUUGGGCAAAGCGGGUGCAGUGCAGGUGUUGCUGAAGGCCGGAGCCCAGAAGGAUUUAGAAGAUAGCCGUGGUGUGACACGGCUUCUGGAAGCUUGCUGGUCUGGGCACGUGUACGUUGUACAGCUGCUGCUGGCUGCAGGUGCCAAACCAGCCGCAUGCAGCAAGAAGGGGCUAUCCUAUCUUGCGGCAAGCCAAGGGCGUGGGCUUUUGCAGUCUGACACCCUUCAGCUGUGUACGUUUCCGCGGGAAAGACACCGAAUCAUAACGCGUUUGCUGAUUCCGCGGCUACUUACGGUCUCCAGGUGGUCACGGGCCAAGCACCGAGUUACACACCAGCUUGUGAAGGCGCGGGCCAAGUAG
Molecule: messenger RNA, 942 nt
Organism: Symbiodinium pilosum
Lineage: Eukaryota; Dinophyceae; Suessiales; Symbiodiniaceae
Source: the annotation of a GenBank genome assembly